AUGAGGGUGAAGACUUUUCACAGAAACGGCAUCCCUGCGGUGCGUCAUGAGAUGGGACACAUCACGCUCUCCGCUAGAUCUCACUGUGCAUCUGCAACCCUUCACGCUGGUCCUCAUGUAAAGCGUAAAGCUCUGCUGGAAACUCUGCGGUUACCUCACAACACAGAAUAUGAAAUCGUGGCCCCAUACGAGGAGGACCAUCAAGGGCGUUACGUUUCCCAUGCCGUGGCCCACCAUCACCGCAGGAAACGCUCCAUGGAGGGUCAAGAUCACGACCUCGCUGUGCACUUCAGGCUGCGUGGAUUAGGACAGGACUUCCACCUGGACCUGCAGCCGUCACGUGGCCUGAUCGCCCCCAGCUUCACCGUACAAACCCUGGGCAGGAGCGGCACAAAGAGCCUGAAGCCUAUUCCUCAAGACCACCUCUGCUUCUACCAUGGGGUGCUGAGGUCAGAGGUCAACUCAUCCGUGGCCCUGUCGACAUGUGCAGGGAUGUCAGGUUUGAUCAGAACUCAGGGUGCGGAUUACUUCCUGAAGCCGUUGCAUCCACAUCAGGCACUUCUGGAAAACUUCUCAGCCACAUCUGACCAGCAUCCCCACAUCCUAUACAAGAGAUCCACUCCAGCACAGAUCAACAGAGGCAGAAACAGGAGGUCAGCUGAGCCAAAGACGGUCAGCAGAAGAGGUUCAGCAGUCCCGUAUCUGUGGAGAGCCACACAGACGGAUCCAAAGGAGUACCAGCGUACGCCGCACAUUCAUGACGGCACGUGGCAGAGACAGCACUUCUGUGGAAGACGGAAGAAAUAUAUGCCUAAACCUCCCGAGGAUGAUAUCUAUAUUUUUCCGGAUGAAUAUAAGUUCAUGCCCAGAGGGAAGCGAGCCAUUAUGUUCAAACCUCAGACGCACAAGAGGCUAAAUGUGGAGACCCUGGUGGUGGUCGACCACAAGAUGAUGGACAAUCAUGGCCAUGAGAAUAUAACCACAUAUGUGCUUACUGUUCUUAACAUGGUCUCAACACUUUUCAAAGAUGGCACGAUUGGAGGUGACAUCAAUGUUGUAAUUGUUGGACUAAUACUGCUGGAUGAAGACCAGGAUGGACUAGUGAUUAACCAUCAUGCGGAUCACACUCUGAACAGUUUCUGCCAGUGGCAGUCAGGACUGGCUGGGCGAGAAGGUCGCCGCCAUGAUCAUGCCAUCCUGCUAACCGGUCUGGAUAUCUGCUCCUGGAAGGAUGAACCAUGUGACACUCUGGGCUUUGCUCCAAUCAGUGGGAUGUGCAGUAAGUACCGCAGCUGCACGAUCAAUGAGGACACGGGUCUCGGUCUGGCCUUCACCAUCGCCCAUGAAUCUGGCCACAACUUUGGAAUGGUCCAUGAUGGCGAAGGCAACGUAUGUAAGAAGUCGGUUGGAAAUAUUAUGUCUCCUACCUUGGCGGGACACAAUGGUUUAUUCUCCUGGUCAUCCUGUAGCCGACAAUAUCUAAACCGAUUUCUAAGUACCGCACAGGCCACCUGUCUGUCUGACGAACCCAGCGCCAUCCAGGAGUACAAGUACCCUGAGAAACUUCCCGGAGAGCUGUACGACGCCGACACGCAGUGCAAGUGGCAGUUCGGAGAGAAAGCUAAACUCUGCACUCUGGACUUCAAGAAGGACAUCUGUAAAGCCCUGUGGUGCCACCGGGUCGGAAGAAAAUGUGAGACCAAGUUCAUGCCAGCCGCCGAGGGCUCAGCCUGCGGUCCAGAGAUGUGGUGUCGGCGGGGUCAGUGUGUAAAGCAGGGGGAUGAAGGUCCUAAGCCGGUUCAUGGUCAGUGGACAUCCUGGUCUUUCUGGUCCAGCUGCUCGAGAAGCUGUGAGAGUGGAGUGACCUACAGAGAGAGACACUGCAGCAGCCCCAGGCCCAUGUAUGGCGGCAGGUUUUGCGAGGGCUCGUCUCGCUCUUAUAAACUGUGUAACACCGCUGACUGUCCUCAAAACGCCGUGGACUUCAGAGCUGCCCAGUGCGCCGAGUUCAACAACAAACCCUUCCGCGGAUGGCACUACAAGUGGAAACCCUACACACGCGUGGACGAUCAGGACGUGUGUAAGCUCUACUGCUUCGCUGAAGGUUAUGACUUCUUCUUCGCCCUCUCCAGUAAAGUCAAGGAUGGGACGCUCUGCACACAGGACAGCUCCGAUGUCUGCAUUGAUGGCAUUUGUGAGAGAGUGGGCUGUGACAGGGUGCUGGGAUCCAAUGCCGUGCCGGAUCUGUGUGGCGUCUGCAAGGGCAACAACUCCACCUGCAAGAUCUACAAAGGGCAAAACACCAAACAACAUUACCUGAGCCAGUACUACCGUGUGGUGACCAUACCGGCUGGAGCGCGCAGCAUCCGUGUGAUGGAGCUCAACUCCUCCAGCUCUUAUCUGGCACUGAGGAAUCUGCAGAAGAAGUAUUACCUGAAUGGACGCUGGACAGUGGACUGGCCUGGACGACACUCCAUCGCUGGGGCUGUUUUUGACUACAAGAGACCCUACAAUCGUCCUGAGAGCCUCACCUCCACUGGACCCACCAAUGAGACACUGGUGGUUGAGGUUCUCAUGCAGGGCUGGAAUCCGGGCAUUCAGUGGGAAUUCACACUGACCAAAGACCAUACAGAGCGACGCAACCAGCCCAAACACAACUACACGUGGGCCAUCGUUCGCUCGCAGUGCUCAACCAGCUGCGCAGGAGGUCAGAUGGUCAGUAAAGCAGUCUGCUAUAAGGAUCUGAGGCUGCAGGUGAACACGUCUUACUGUAACUCGCGAUCUCGGCCGUCCACCGGUGUGACGUCCUGUAACACACAGCCCUGUCCCGCAAGCUGGCGUGUGGAGGACUGGGCCGCAUGCAGCCGCAGCUGUGGAUCCGGAGAGCAGAUCAGACAGGUGCGCUGUGUGCAGAAAGCAGGCCUGGAUCAGGUGCACACGGUGACCGAUGACCAGUGUGCACAACCACCGCCGUCUCGCAGACAGACCUGCAACACACACAGCUGCCCGCCGGUCUGGAGCGCUGGACCCUGGUCGCAGUGUUCUCGUAAAUGUGGGAAGGGAGUGAUGAAGAGAGCGGUGGCGUGUGUGAGCAGUGACUCCCGCGUGCUGCCGGAUGCCUCCUGUGCCGCUCUGCCCAAACCCAGCAGCCAAGAGACCUGCGUGAUCAAACGCUGCCACAAACAGCGCAAGGCCCAGUGGUUCGUCUCCACCUGGCAACCGUGUUCAGUGUCCUGUGGUAAGGGCCUUCAGCUGCGUGUUGUGAAGUGCGCAGAGAAGGACGUCGCAGGAAAAUACAGAGAAUUGUCAGCCAGAAAGUGUCAGCAUGUGCCCAAACCCUCCAUGGAGCUCCAGAGAACCUGUGUCCUGUCAGACUGUCCUCACAGCAGAGCGGACUGGUACUCUUCCCCGUGGUCUCAGUGCACGGUGUCGUGUGGAGGAGGCGUUCAGCUGCGCUCCGUGCAGUGUCUCCUUCAUGGACGUCUCUCCUCCGGCUGUGUCCCGCAGAUGAAGCCUGUGAUGUCCCAGGCCUGCAACACUGCAUUCUGCCCUCAGCCACAGGAGAAAGAUGUGGUCUGUAAGGAUCAUAUCAGCUGGUGUUAUCUGGUGCCGCAGCACGGCGUUUGCAACCACAAGUUCUACGGGAAGCAAUGCUGCAAGUCCUGCUCGCACACGAACCCGUGAGAACCUCUCGAGAUGUUUGACUUCUGAGCCCUGGAUGGAGCGGAGCCAUGCCCUCACACUGAACACAAAGACAUUAUUAAACACUCGGAGCGGCUUGUUUGUCUGGAGAAUGGCACGGCCGGUUCCGGCGAGACUGUCAUCGACGAAGCCCUCUGGAGGCGACAGCAUGUCAGCAAGGGUGCAAAGACUCUUUUCAUUGUGUUUCACAGAGCUCUGCCUCGGAUAUAGGCUCAACUGAAUCCAUGUGUCCAGAUGCAUGGACAUGUGUUGUGUUUUUCCAUGAACAUGCCUCAUAAUAUCAUCAUAAACGGGAUUAAUGCAUCUCAUUGUGGAGAAUAUGGCA
Messenger RNA from Sinocyclocheilus grahami, 4027 nucleotides. Its product is annotated as A disintegrin and metalloproteinase with thrombospondin motifs 16. Gene Ontology annotation, molecular function: metalloendopeptidase activity. The coding region runs from base 1 to 3684 and encodes 1227 amino acids. Gene Ontology annotation, biological process: extracellular matrix organization; proteolysis. Gene Ontology annotation, cellular component: extracellular matrix. The transcript is spliced from 23 exons. The record is from RefSeq and is a predicted model, not a curated record. Lineage: Eukaryota; Metazoa; Chordata; Actinopteri; Cypriniformes; Cyprinidae.